GCGGGCGACGAGCUGAAUUUGACGAAGUCCGAGAAAUGGCGCCCAGUGUCCGACAGCAUCGAGCUCCACGACAUCCCAGCUGCACACCGGGGCGUCCUUGCGCUGGCGCUCCAACCGGCGAGCGAGAGAUUGAGGAAAGAUGAGCUGCUGGGACAUCGCGUGCAGUCGUUCCUCGGGGGGUCGGCUGACGCGCGUCGCGCCAGCGUGGCGUGGUGGCGGACGAGCAAGUGCAUGAAAGAGGCAUGGUCCCACGACAUCCGCAUCCUGCCAGCCAGCGACCAGAGCCUGCUGUUGGAGCGCCUGGCAAUCGCCCUGCGCGAAGUCGCGACGGUCAUUGGGGAGGAGAUGUUGGCGAUGCAGCAUUGGCGCG
Prorocentrum cordatum is the source of this 370-nucleotide messenger RNA. The record is from the annotation of a GenBank genome assembly. Lineage: Eukaryota; Dinophyceae; Prorocentrales; Prorocentraceae.